Messenger RNA from Pelodiscus sinensis (Chinese soft-shelled turtle), 1045 nucleotides. RefSeq names its product torsin-1A-like. The record is from RefSeq and is a predicted model, not a curated record. NCBI's taxonomy places the organism in Eukaryota, Metazoa, Chordata, Testudines, Trionychidae. Gene Ontology annotation, molecular function: ATP hydrolysis activity; ATP binding; kinesin binding. Gene Ontology annotation, cellular component: nuclear envelope; endoplasmic reticulum; endoplasmic reticulum lumen. Gene Ontology annotation, biological process: nuclear membrane organization; protein localization to nucleus.
UGUGCUGCAAUAUGAAGGACACCCUGGACAUCCCAGCCCUGCAGAUGGCUUUGGAACGGAAAGUCUUCGGGCAGCACCUUGCCACCCAGGUGGUUCUGAAAGCGCUGAGCAGCCAUGCCAGAGACAAACAGCCCAGGAAGCCGCUGGUGAUGUCCUUCCAUGGCUGGACGGGCACUGGCAAGUCCUUCAUCAGCAGGAUCAUUGCGCAGAACCUGUACCAGCAUCACCAAGCAAGAAGGAGCUUUGUCCAUCAGUUUAACGCAGUCUUGCAUUUCCCACACGCUGACCAUAUCCAGCAGUACAAGGAGCAGCUUCAGAACUGGAUUCGAGGGAAUGUCAGCGCCUGUCCAAGGUCACUUUUCAUUUUCUCUGAAAUGGAACAGAUGCCCUAUGGUCUGAUUGACUCCAUCAUACCGUACCUCGGCCAUCGCGAGGCUGUCAAUGGCAUCUACUACGGCAAGGCCAUCUUCCUUUUCCUGAAUAAUGCUGGAGGGGACAACAUAACUGAGGUGACACUUGAUCAUUGGAGGAAGCAGAAGGAAAGAGAAGAAAUUCCCCUGAGAGACCUGCAGUCUAUGCUAUCUGCUGAGAUUUUCAAUAACAAGAACAGUGGCUUUUGGAAUAGCAAGUUGAUCCAGAAGAACCUGGUGGACUAUUUCAUCCCUUUCUUGCCCCUGGAAUAUAAACAUGUGAAAGAGUGCAUCCGAGAGGAACUGCGCUACCAAGGCCAUCAAGAAGAUGAAGAUCUUAUCAUAAAGAUUGCCUUAGAAAUGUCCGACUAUCCCAAUGAUGAUAGAAUCUACUCUAGCAAAGGUUGCAAAACUGUGACCUCAAAGGUGAACCUGAAUACCUAAAUGGGCCAAGUAUUCAAGGACAAGGAGGAAAAGAAAUCAAGUCUCUUGAUAUUCAUUAGUAUUGUCCCAGACUGUAAGUUUGUUGGGGCAGGGACCUGACCUGUCACAUAUCUAAACCCUCUUGUACACUUUGACUGGAUAAAGAAGAUAACACUGAAAACUUCCUCAUCUCAGCAUAAUAAACUACAUCC